This is a messenger RNA of Galleria mellonella (greater wax moth), 4187 nucleotides long. It is a transcript of the gene Ubc2, whose product is annotated as ubiquitin-conjugating enzyme E2-24 kDa. Gene Ontology annotation, cellular component: nucleus. Gene Ontology annotation, molecular function: ubiquitin conjugating enzyme activity. Bases 543 to 1124 code for a protein of 193 amino acids. NCBI's taxonomy places the organism in Eukaryota, Metazoa, Arthropoda, Insecta, Lepidoptera, Pyralidae. Gene Ontology annotation, biological process: protein polyubiquitination. The record is from RefSeq and is a predicted model, not a curated record. The transcript has 5 exons.
UUUUUUUUUUAUUAAAAAAAAAGUUGAAAAAUGUCCGAAAGUGGUUGUGUACAAUUUCGUGAAUUUCUUCUUUUCUAGAAAUUUAAAUAUAGUUUCAUAUUAAUUUAAACUUUCAAUACAAUUACAUUUUGACAUAGUUCUCCUUAUAGAUAAAUUUAUUAAAAUAAUUUAUUCUAUAUUUUCAUUUCCAACGUGUGUGCAUUCUUUUAAAAUCAGUAGGUGGUUGUUUGUGUGUUGGUGAGGGUGAUGGACAAAUGUAUGAAAUGUGCUAGUAGAAGUGGCUUGAAACAUUGAAAUUCGCCGGUAUACUGCAAAAUAGCAAGUCAAACAUUUAAUAAGUGCGGAUGCGGAGCACGUAAUGAGAAGUUUGAGUUGAUAACUUAGCUCAAUAUUUGUACAUAAUCUGGACGAAUUUAUUUAUAUUCUAUCUAUCGCGUGUUUGGAGAAGUCUAUUUCUUGAAUUGGGUCACUGGUGUAGCGAAAAAUUGUAAAUUAUCGGAUAACGCCAGCCCACAAGAUGGCCGACUGUUAUUCGUAAGAUAAUGUCCGGUGCAUCUGGUUCAUCAGGAAGUGGCACGGGACGCGGCCGAGGCGGUGCGGGCUCGAGUGGAGCUAUAUCUGAUAAUAAACCAGACUCAAAAGAGAACAAACCCAAUCCCAAAAUGUCUAAGGCACUCGGCACAUCGGCUAAGAGAAUUCAAAAGGAACUAGCAGAAAUCACUCUAGAUCCACCACCCAAUUGCAGUGCAGGUCCCAAAGGGGAUAAUCUGUAUGAAUGGGUGUCCACUAUACUGGGACCACCCGGUUCAGUAUAUGAAGGUGGCGUAUUCUUUCUCGACAUCCAUUUCUCACCAGAGUAUCCGUUUAAGCCUCCUAAGGUGACAUUCCGAACUAGGAUAUACCAUUGUAAUAUCAACAGCCAGGGAGUGAUAUGUCUAGAUAUUCUCAAAGAUAAUUGGUCCCCGGCAUUGACUAUAUCUAAGGUCCUAUUAUCCAUAUGUUCAUUGCUAACUGACUGUAAUCCAGCGGAUCCGCUAGUGGGCAGUAUUGCAACACAAUACAUGCAGAAUAGAGAGGAGCACGAUCGCAUCGCGCGCCUGUGGACCAAGCGUUAUGCGACAUGAUUGCACUACCCCCCAUUUCCGCAGCGGAACAACUUAAAAGUAUCAUACUCAAUACCAUUCUGUUCUAAAUCCAUCCUGUUCACGUAAAUGUAAGCUUAUAAUGUUAUCAAAAUAUCCAAUCAUUAAUAUGCACCAUUUGCGCCAUAUUCUUUGAGUCAACAAAUAUUUUAUAUCCAAAUUUGUCUGAAAAAGGUAUUGAAAAAUUUAACUUCACACAACUCGGUUCUAUACAUCGAUCUGGGAACUGACUGUCCGCUAACUGACGACUUUCAUUUUUGUUGAUAGUUCAAAUUUUUCAAUAUGCUACAUCAUGAACCCAAAUAUGCAGAGGAUAUACAAUUUAUUUUAAAAUGAACACAAAUUGUAUGUGAAUAUGCCGCAAAUAGUGCACGUUGUUUAUAACGGCUUAUUAAUAUUUAGUUGCGAUUAAUGUGAUGUCAACAUGCUUGGGAAGGUCUGAUGUGUAUAACUUUAAGGGACAUAAUGAUUUUAUUUGUUAUGAAUGAUUGCCUGUUAAUUUUAUAGCUGUUUCAAAUGCAGCGACAAUCCCAUUGUAGUUCAAAAGUGAAUUUGGUAAUGACUAGUCAUGGUUCUUGUUCCAUUCUGCUAGUAAUUGUAAGAUAAUACUUUUGGAUAUGUAUACUAGAAUUAUUACUGAAUUUAUUUUUGUUUAAUGGGUCGUGACUUUACUAAUGAUUUAUGAAUUGUAGAUUUAAACAAUGAAAAUUGAGUCAAUUUUGCCGCAGAAACGCGAUGAUCUCAAACACUUGCAACUAAUUGUAAAAAAGGUUACGUAUCGAUCGUGAAUAGAGAUCUACUUAUUAAUUUAAUAAUAAAUUGCAUUAUCUAUACAUUACGUUUUUGAUUUUAGGAACUGGAUUAAAAUUGACUUUCCUUUGUUAGAAAAAUUAUUAUGGGUUUAUUUUAGCAUUUUCCAUGCCAUUAUAACUUUUAAGGAUACCAUAUUUGUGUCUAUCAUAGAUAUUUAUUAUAAUUGUCUAUGACAUAUAUUUACCACACAUGGUAAUGUUGCUAGUGUAUUGGGUGCCUUGCCUCUAUGCAGCAUGCAAUGAAAUAUAUUAAUUUGUAAAUUAUAUUAAUAUCAACAAUAACAAAUUAUAAUUUACAAUUGAUAUCAAUUUCUACAUAAAUUCAAAACAUCUAUUUAAUGUUAUUUUUUACAAAAUACAUAAAGGGUAAAGUGAGUCAGUUUGUUAACUCUUUCUUUCUUUUUUCUUUUCUUUUGCUGUAAACUGCCAACAGGGUUGAAAGAUGAAAAUUUUAGAUUUUUAUCCAAACGUGAAAUUCUUCAAAUCAAUAUGAUUUCUAGAACUUUUCCCCUGAAUGAUGAAAAACAAAGGUUAUUUUUUGUGGUUUUAAUUUGUUUCGGUUAUAUAAUGUAAGAAAGACUGUUUUCCGCACUUAGCCUCUCAUUUGGGCCGUUGUGCGUUUCGGUUAUAUAUCUUCAGUCAUAUAUUGUACUGUAGUUACAGUUACUGUAUAGAGAUAUAUUAGAUAUAUAUUUCUCUAUAGAGUUUACAAGUUACAUAUGAUAUUUACAUAUUACUCAAAAUUUCCAAAAAAAAUUUUCACUUUUCUUCAAUAAAGUUAGAGAAUUUAUUUAAAAAACAAUACCCAAUCUGGCAAGCUUCCUAUCAGUGCAUAGUAUGUCUUUCAAUAUUUCCCAAUAAUCUUAUUUGACUACAUGAGUAAGGUGCUCUCUUCAUAUCCCAUAAGGGACCUUAGUCAGUCCCAUUUUUUAUAAUUUUAAUACCGAAAUAUAAGUUUAAAGACUAGUAAUGAUUAAAUGUUUUAAUCUAAUAUCUGAAGAAAAAACAUAUUUACACAUAUUUUUUUUUAUUUAAUAACUAUAACAGUUUUAAAUGUAUCAUUUAAAUCAAUAUGAAUUAGUAAUUGAUUUUUAGAAAGUAACUUGUAUAAAUUAUUUUAGAAUAACAAAAUUGUAGGUACAUAUAAUUUUAUUUUCUUACGACGUACAUUUUAUUCUUCAUUCAACAUGCAAUGCUGUUCCCUUACCUAAGCCUUAUUGUAUGAAAAAAAUUGUAGAUUUUCUACUUUUUGUCCAUUUAAUUUAAGACUUAGAUAGUCAAAUUAUUUGAAUCUUUAGUUUUGCCAUUGAAACUUUUGUUCGCAUAUAAGUGCAAUUAAUAUUGAGAUUUUUAAAGAUUCGACGCAAUCUAGAACACUAUUUUAAAAAUUAAAUUGUACCUACAUAAUAAGGUCGAGGAUAAAAAACCUAUUUAUUUUUUAUAGUAAAGGGCUUGUGGAUAUGUUACUAAGAUGUGAUCAUGCUAGGUAUCGAUGUGAAUCGUUCCAAUAAACUCGUAAUAAUCAUAUACCGUCAAGUGAUUUGACAAUACUGUGUGAGGCCGUUCAAUGUUCCGAAAGAUUGUUUACAAAACUGACAUAUCAAUUGCAUCUAAAAUCGUCGGCGAUGGAAUUGUAAUAUGCAAAGAUGGUGAAUAAGUAAUGCAACUGCAACCACUAUUUACGCCGUGAACACGUGCCAAAUGUACCGGGCACACUUGGCCUCUGCUCCAAUCUAACGUUAUUCGAUCUUUUUCUAUAUUCCGUUUAGAUUGUAAACAGUUAUUAGAUAUAAGUUAUUUUAUUGUCUAGGUAUUGUAUAAUGUAUGUCUUAACCUUAGUAAUAAAUAGUAUUAGCAUUGUAAUGAUUUUAGCGAAAAGUGUAUGUCGCGCGUAUAUGAAUGUUUUGGUGAUAUCGCAACGGCGAUGUUGAUUAUAUAUUUUUAAUUGACGAAUUUGGUGAUUUCAUUAGUGGUGCUGUGAGGUUCAGAUGCUUGCGACAUACAGAUAGACGAAUACUGCGACUGUAUUCCGGACUGGGCAUAUUUGUCAUUGUGAUUUUAAUAAUUAUUUUUUACAACUGUGUUGCUUGCAUAAGACAACAAUCGUAUUUAACGCGACUGAAUGUUCCUUGACUCGAUGUAUAAACUCUGACCCCUUGUAAUCAUCCUUUGUUACAAUUUAUAUCAUGGUAUAAAAUAGGAGAAUAAAAAUGUGUGUAACUAGGACACUGAA